Messenger RNA from Tricharina praecox, 936 nucleotides. Its product is annotated as putative mitochondrial F1F0-ATP synthase g subunit. Gene Ontology annotation, biological process: proton motive force-driven ATP synthesis. The record is from RefSeq and is a predicted model, not a curated record. The transcript is spliced from 3 exons. Gene Ontology annotation, molecular function: proton transmembrane transporter activity. NCBI's taxonomy places the organism in Eukaryota, Fungi, Ascomycota, Pezizomycetes, Pezizales, Pyronemataceae. The coding region runs from base 193 to 744 and encodes 183 amino acids.
AUAGCCGCUUUCGUCGCCGCUGUCUCCUCGUUGCGGGAGGCGGGUUCACGACUAGCGUUCUUGGCAACGUAAAUUCCCGAACAUCCUCCGAAGAACCGGCCCAUCGCGAAAAUCAUACCCUCAACCCCCCACCCACUAACUACGAACCACCAAACCUACUACCAACGACAAUACCCACCUCCGUCAACCACCAUGCGCUCCUCGGUUCUCCGCGUCACUCGCCAGCAAUUGCUGACCAGCUUCCGGCGCUACGCCUCGACCUCGACCUCGUCGAACGCUGCCGCGCAGGCACAGGCCGGUGCCGCAAAGGCCCAGGAAGCCGCUACCAAGUACGCCGGUAAGGCUAUGCAGGUGUUGGGCAAGUCCGGCGAGUCGUUCGCGAAGCUCGCCUCGAAGACCGGUGGCCGAACCGGAGCGGUGUUGAAGAAGAUUGAGACCGCCAUCCCACCCACAAUCUACUACUCCAAGGUCGCUUUCGAAGUCUCCAAGCUCGUCUUCCGUGGACAGAAGAUGACACCUCCUGACCUGGCUUCAUUCCAGUCCAGCUUCAAGUCGUUCCUCAACCCUGCCAACCUCAACACCUUUGCGCGCAACGCGAUUCAGUCGGUGCGCUCUGCAAACACGAAGGAUCUUGCCUUCGUCGGUGUGUUGGGUGCCGAGAUCUUGGGCUUCUUCACCGUCGGCGAGAUCAUUGGAAGACGGAAGUUGAUCGGAUACCGGGCUAAGGUUGAGGCUCACCAUUAAGCCGGCGUACAUACGAGAUAACAAGUGCGAAAAGUUUACGGGUUGGGUUGGGCGGAGGUGUAUAAAAGUUCCUGCGCAUGACUGCGUCAUCUCCAUCUUUCUAUUGCGGCGUGGGGGUGGGUAGCGCGGCGGUAUUUAGGGCUUGUACAGCUGCAAGCAAUAGAUCUUGCUUUCGGUUUGUUUUCGGUUUCU